Molecule: messenger RNA, 1494 nt
Organism: Colletotrichum scovillei
Lineage: Eukaryota; Fungi; Ascomycota; Sordariomycetes; Glomerellales; Glomerellaceae
Product: major facilitator superfamily transporter
Exons: 2
Coding region: 1-1494 (497 amino acids)
Biological process (GO): allantoate transport; dipeptide transport; tripeptide transport
Cellular component (GO): plasma membrane
Molecular function (GO): allantoate transmembrane transporter activity; dipeptide transmembrane transporter activity
Source: RefSeq, a predicted model, not a curated record
AUGGAACCCAAAUCAGCCAUCGUCGACCACGACGCAACGGAGCAGACGGACGUCAAAGACGUACAAGAUGGAAUCUCCCAGUACGACGAGACCUUGGCGCCGACGCCCGCGCAAAACAGGCGCAUCCUGUUGAAGACAGACCUCGUCGUCCUUCCCUGCGCCGUAAUCAGCAUGACCCUCGCGUUCCUCGACAAGAACGCCCUAGGCUUCGCCGCAAUCUUUGGCCUCCGACAAGACGCGAACCUCAAGGGGCAGGAAUACUCCUGGCUCGGCUCCGUCUUCUACUUUGGCUACCUGGCCAUGGAACUCCCCGCCCUCUACCUCAUCACCAAGCUCCCCAUCGGCAAGUUCAUCGGCGCCUGCCUCGUCCUCUGGGGCACCUGCAUCUGCCUCAUGUCCGCCUGCCACAACUUCGCCGGCCUCGCCGCCAUCCGCGUCCUGCUCGGCAUCUUCGAGGCCGCCCUACUCCCCUGCAUGCUCGUCCUCAACGCGACGUGGUACCGCCGCGAAGAGCAGCCCCUGCGGACGGCGCUGUGGCAUAAUACGUUCGCCGGCGUGUUUGGCGGUAUUCUGUCUUACGCGAUUGGCAAUAUCAAGGGGAGCCUGUCGACGUGGAAGUACAUCUUCAUCAUCUACGGCGCCGUCACCGUCCUCGUCGGCUUCGUGGUUCUCUUCGCGCUGCCCGACUCCCCGCAAAAGGCAUGGUUCUUUGACGAGCGGGAGAAGCGACAGGUCGUCGUCCGCCUCGCCGAGAACCAGACGGGCGUCGACGUCAAGAAGAAGUUCGACGCGCAGCAGAUCCUCGAGGCCGUCAAGGACCCGAAAUGCUGGUGCGUAUGGGCCUGCGCCAUCGGCUACGCCGUCGCCAACGCGGGCAUCACGAACUUCAACCCGCUCAUCAUCUCGGGCUACGGCUUCAGCCAGACCAAGACCGUCCUCAUGGCCACGCCGCAGGCCGCGGUCGCCAUGGUCGCCGGCGUCGUCCUCACCACGAUCUCCAUGUUCGUGCAGAACCUGCGCUGCCUCUUCUGGAUCUUCUCCGCGCUCGUCGGGCUCGUCGGCGCGGUCAUGGUGCACACGCUCGACAUCAACCAGAACAGAAACGCCAGCCUGGCGUGCGUGUACAUCAUGGGCUUCUACAACGUGCCCUGGGUCUUCAUGCUGAGUCUUAACUCGUCCAACACGGCGGGCGCUACGAAGAAGAGCUUCAUGGGCGUCACGGUGGCCGUGUGCUACGCCGUCGGCAACAUCGUCGGUCCCCAGCUGUUCUUGUCGAGCCAGGCGCCGCGGUACCCGCUCGGCAUCAGCGCCAUGAUGUUUGCUUUUGCGCUCAUGGCCGCCUCGGGGCUCGUGUACUACCUGCUCUGCGUGGCGGAGAACAAGCGGCGCAAUUCCAAGUUUGGGGUUCCCGAGGAUAGGUUGCAGGCCGGUAUCGAGCAGGAGAGGGAGGAUAAGACGGAUGGGGAGAAUAAGGACUUCCGGUAUACCUACUAG